Molecule: messenger RNA, 1346 nt
Organism: Ruditapes philippinarum (Manila clam)
Lineage: Eukaryota; Metazoa; Mollusca; Bivalvia; Venerida; Veneridae
Exons: 8
Coding region: 99-1178 (359 amino acids)
Source: RefSeq, a predicted model, not a curated record
GUCCAUCCACGAAAGUACAAUAUGAAACCGAAAGUGGAAAAUUACAUAAUUACCAAUACCUGAAACGAAAGUAGAGAUACUCGGGGAAUUCCAGAGACAUGAACUUCCUCCUACGCGCUUUCGAAUUUGUUGCUGGUAAAUGCUUAAUUAUCUGCAGAAUCAUAUAUCACACUAUAAUAUCCCUGAUACUUAUCUGUGGGAGGAAGCUUCAAGAUAAAGCAUUUUAUUUAAUGAGAGGUGAUUGGAGCAUGUACAGACAGAAUCUGAUGGGUUCAGGCAUUAGCAUGUGUAAAAAAAAGGAAUAUAGCUCAGAGGAGAUGGACAACAAUGCGUUAGGUAUGCAACUACAAGAACAGAUUAAAAUAAACGGAAGACUUCAAAGCGAUUUGGACAGACUACAAAAGACAAUUCAAGACCAAAACGAAAUGAUCGAAAAGCAGUUUGGAAAAAACAUUGAGAUAACUGCGAAAGGUAAAUUUAACAUCGCCGGAGAAACCAUUCAACCAACGACACUUUCAAAUAAGUUGAAGAAAAUGUUUGAUGACGAAUGGAGGAAUGUAAUGAUAUGUCUAUUUCGUGGUGACAGAGAAUUAAUCGGCAUACGGUUUCUUUCUAAACUACUUGAGGACUGCCAGUCAUUUUGUAAGGAGAAAGCGUCAGAUCAACUAACUAGAUUUGUUAAUCCCUAUCCUGAAGAAACAAGCAAUACAGUUGAAGAAAUUGUUCCAUCGAAAGAAGAUCAGCAUAAUCUGUACAAGCUACGCAGUAUAAUUGGUCAACAUGAGCAGACUAAACGUAGCAUAAUCAGCGUGUUCGCUAGAGAAUGUAAGAGUAGUGAAGAUUAUUGCAAGGUUACAGAGGAUAUCGCAGAUAACGAAGAGGCAUUGGAAUGUAUAGACAAGUACGUCAACAACUGCUGUGACGUUUGUUGGCAAUGUGCCAUCUCCGACCCAUCUGUAUCUCUCAAAUUUGACGUUAUUGGCGAAAGAUUUGACGAUGUGUCGGAUAUUUUUCAGGAGUAUCAUUUUAAGGGCCAUACUGAUGAGAUUGGUCAAUGUAAUACAGUUAUGCAGGUUGUAUGGCCAGCUGUUAUGAUGAAAGCCGGGAUAGACAAUACUGAUAUUCUUAUUGAGAAUGCAAAAGGUUAUGCUAUUGUGUACCCAAGCUCUGCUGUUUAAUUAAAGCAAAUAUUUUCACUAACGUUACCACGUGUGUCAUGUACAUAUUGGAUCAAAAAACAUACACUUUAAGGAAAGUCAUUGUGUAAAAUGACGACAUUUCAUAUGUUUUAAUGUAUUAGAUGUUGAACCUUUUAUUACCUCUCAUUAAAAACUCAUCAAACCGAG